CAAUGAUUUACGAGUAUAUGAAACGUCAAUGUAAUUUUACCAUUAGACACUUGUCAGUUUGAGUUUAUUAAACCGACACAACUGACAAAAUAUAAAUUAUUAUUUUUAAAAUUUAACAUUUUCUCAUGGAUGUUAAUGGUGAUGUAUCAAACAAACUUGAAAAACAGGAUAAGGAUCUAAUUAACACAGUUACCAGUCAACUAAACGAAACGUGUGCGUUAGCUGUCGAUGCCGACACUAAACUUCCUGAAGGAUUUGGUAAAAUAGAUUUAAGCCAAAGCAUUGACGAAACAUUUAAAGUCGCAGACGAAUCUUUAAAAGAACUAAACGAAACCACUGUACUGAAAGUUGAAGAAUUCAAAAAUCGGCUUAGCGAUAUGACUGAAAAACUAAAAAAAGCUGAGGAACUUAACUCCGAAUCGGAAGAAGCGUCCAAUAAGAUGACUUCCAUUGAAGAAGAACUUAAAAUUGCGGAGGAUCGUUACAAAAUCAGACAAGAAAAGUUGAAGCAACUUGAAGAGAAUCUAAAAAAUGUUUACAGCUCCAUGAAAUCUCUAGAGGUGUCAGAAGAAAAAGCAAGAGAAAGAGCGAAGCAAUUAAGAAUUCAACUGGAUGGUUUCAAUGAGAUACUUAAGGAAGCUGAAUCGCAGGCCUCGUUUACUGAAACGUUUGUUAAUAAUUUAGAGAAAACUGCCUCGAAGGCUAUUCCAAAUAAAAAGCCUUAAAACUGAAUUUGGUUUUUUAUGUUUUACCCUAAACCUAUUUUUAAUACUUUUGAAGUAUUGUUUGUAUUAUUCAUUUUAAUUUUUUAAAUUAUAUUUAACGUAAUAAAUAAAAUUGGAGAAAAUUAUAAAAUUGGAGAAAAUUGUAAAAUCAGUAGUCCCAACUCGAACAAAAUACACAAAUUAAUUAAGACGAAGCAAUAAAGAUUCAUCAUCUCAUAAAAUAUCCAUCACAAAACGACAAAAGCACGUUAUUGCCAACAGAUUACAAGUUAAACUCAUACGGUUUUGGUUUCAUAUCCUGCUACAAAGUCCUUGUAUACAAGUGAACUUUCCAAGUUAGUAGCAGGAUCUUUUGUCUGGCCAUUAGAACAUUAGGACCCAUGUACAUGCGAGUGGUAAUACAAACUUGAUCGUAAAGCAAGACAUAACUUAUGCUCCGAGCGCAAAAUUACUUCAUUUAUUUUUGAGAAGGUGCUGGAGUUCCAUUAGCGGCACCUUUUAUAAUUUGUUUAACUUUUUAUUGCCAAAUUUAUGAGUUUUUUACAAAUUGAUGUUAGGCAGAAUAUUAAAAAGUUUUUACAAGAAAAAAAUCCAAAUUUGAAAAACAAAAUUUAAGAGCGAUAUCCAUGCGACACCAAGA
Molecule: messenger RNA, 1365 nt
Organism: Psylliodes chrysocephalus
Lineage: Eukaryota; Metazoa; Arthropoda; Insecta; Coleoptera; Chrysomelidae
Source: the annotation of a GenBank genome assembly